Molecule: messenger RNA, 1720 nt
Organism: Salvia splendens (bonfire salvia)
Lineage: Eukaryota; Viridiplantae; Streptophyta; Magnoliopsida; Lamiales; Lamiaceae
Product: chitinase 2
Exons: 1
Coding region: 213-1187 (324 amino acids)
Biological process (GO): carbohydrate metabolic process
Molecular function (GO): hydrolase activity, hydrolyzing O-glycosyl compounds
Source: RefSeq, a predicted model, not a curated record
UAAUUUGCUCUUCCUCUUAAACUUAUUUGCAACACUCAAAAUCUAUUCGGCAACUGCACUCCAAAAACAAUGUAACAAUUUGUACAAAACCCUAACAAACAAAACCAUCUCCCUACAAUCAAAUCACAACGCAUUGUUAGAGCUGAUCAUAACAUACAAAAUCAAUCCGGCACCAUUAAUACAAGAAAAAUCCAAUUUCACAUACCAUAAAUAUGCCUUAUUUGUGUAUCCACACACACACACACCACAAAAAUCGAAGAAAAAUCAUGUUAAGUAAAUAUGCUCUUCUUUUCAUUUUUCUUCCUCUCCACUCUCUGUUCUUCAAUCUCCUGACGAUCGGAGCAGCACAGCCGGAGAAGCUCUUCCGAGAAUACAUCGGAGCUGAGGACACCAUUGUGAGAUUCACGGAUGUCCCCAUCAACCCCAGCGUGGACUUCCACUUCCUCCUCUCCUUCGCCAUCGACUACACCGAUGGAGCCCACCCGGCUCCCACAAACGGAGAUUUCCGAGUCUACUGGGACACGAAGAACCUCGGCUCGUCUCAGGUGUCUGCGAUCAAAGCUAAGCAUGCAAAUGUUAGAGUAGGCAUGAGCCUUGGAGGUGACACCAUAGGCAACAACAAACCAGUCUACUUUCAUCCUACCUCAAUCAAAAGCUGGCUUGCAAAUGCAAUUCAUUCCAUAACUAAGAUAGUCACAACUUACGGUUUGGAUGGAAUCGAUAUAGAUUACGAACACUUCGGUUCAGAUCCUGAUACAUUCGCCGAGUGUAUCGGGGGACUUAUCUUCUACCUGAAACAGAACGAGAUCGUCUCCUUCACCUCCAUAGCACCGUAUGAAGACGAUUCUGUCAAGCCAUACUAUCUAGCUCUGUGGAGAAAGUAUGGCCAUCUCAUCGACUACGUGAAUUUCCAGUUCUACGCCUAUCCAAGGAGCACCACUGUUUCUCAGUUUCUAAAGUAUUUCGACGAACAAAGCUUUAACUACAAAGGAGGCCAAGUUCUGGUGAGUUUUGGGACUGACGGGAGUGGCGGGCUAUCCCCUCAAAAUGGGUUCUUCGAUGCCUGCAGCGAACUGAGCAAGCAGGGGAAGCUUCAUGGGAUCUUCAUUUGGUCUGCAGAUGACUCCAAGAAGGCUAAUUUCAAGUAUGAGAAACAGUCACAAGACUUCUUAGCCUCUCAAAAGUGAGGCUAUUAUUUCACAGCUAGCUUUUAACAGCAUAUAUACAUACACCAAAAAUAAAAACUAAAAAACUUUUACUCUUUCUGAGAGGAAAAGUCACUUACAUUACAUGUCUUCAUCCAUGCAUAUGAGAUAUACUAGUAACCUAUCAGUUAAUUCAUAAAUUUUCUUUAUAUUCUGUAACAUAUGAGAUAUAGCAGUAGACACCACUCACUGACUGAUCUCAGCCACUCUCUCUUUGCUGUCGGCCCUAAAAUGUAGCGUGAGAGACGACAGGUAGUUCGCUUAUGCAAGUAGAAAAUGAGCCGACAUUAUUAAAGAAAAUUAAUCAAGCCUAAUGGAAAGAAACUCUAUUUUACAGAAUUUCUGCAGUCGAAUGACAAAAAAGGGGUAAGGUUACCAGGGUCUUCUUAACACACUAGCAAAGACUAAUUUCAUAGUAACAAAUAUAUGAAAUUGAACAAGCUUCAAAAGAUUCCAUCAAUUUUGCUGAUGGAAUGUGUGAUUAGUAGCUAUGUAAACGAGUUACAGAGACAUGG